Messenger RNA from Closterium sp. NIES-65, 417 nucleotides. The record is from the annotation of a GenBank genome assembly. NCBI's taxonomy places the organism in Eukaryota, Viridiplantae, Streptophyta, Zygnematophyceae, Desmidiales, Closteriaceae.
AUGCUCACCAAGGGGACACUGAAGGAGAUGGGAGGGAAGUUCACCACAACUCCGGUGACACAGUUUGUGUACGAGGCAGGGCAGACAGCGUCGGGGCAUGGAGUGCAACUGGCCUUCCAGGUCAACUUCACCUUCACGCUCUCGCCCCGGUCGGGCCGCACGUGUGGCGGAGGAUUUGCCUUUGUCAUCUCGGCAACGGAUAAGCUGGGGAGUGGAUCCAGUGCUAGGUCGGUAGCUGCUGUGAAGGCACCAUUUUCUUUGAACAACAAGAAGCCGUACACGGCAGGGGUGGACUACGAUCCUAGGGAUCCCGGCACCAUCCAUGUGUUCCUGGCUGCUACGGAGGUGAAGCCAGAGCUGCCGCUGCUGGAGAGGAGGCUGGCUCUGUGUGAGGUGCUGCAGGCUCGAGCGGAGUAG